Molecule: messenger RNA, 738 nt
Organism: Protopolystoma xenopodis
Lineage: Eukaryota; Metazoa; Platyhelminthes; Monogenea; Polystomatidea; Polystomatidae
Source: the annotation of a GenBank genome assembly
UUCUCUGAUGAAGCUGCCGCAAAAUUAGCCAAUAUUUUAUCCGCAUCCAUGGUCAUGAGCCAAUCUACUAAUAUGGAAAAAAGGCCAAGCCCAAAACAGUCUACUUUGAUCGAGUAUCCUGCAUUUAUAGCUGACUCCCAUGAACCGGAACAUAGCAGUCCUGAGGGGACCGACGUGGGUGAAAUCACAAGAAAGCUUUCUGCUUUUGCAAAUACUACGCGUGGGGGGGCCCGUGAAGUGAUAGAAGCCCGAUCAAAAAGCAAAUCUUUGACGCCCACCGGCAAGGACUCGGGCUGGCUGGCAUCGGUAUCUUCGCCUGCACAAUCAAACAAGCUUCAAAUGAGAGUAGCUGACCAAGCAGGCUCGUGCAUUUCAGCUGAAACGCAAGCAUUAACUCCUCUUGGAGAGGGUAGCCGACUAGCCAGCGACACUGAUCCUUGGUCGCAUGCAGAACUCUUGUCAAAAUAUUUGCAUCGGGACUCCUCAAGUAGUAGCCUGGUGAUGCGGCACAACGAGAGGGAGGAUAAAGUUGACACUCAGACAACCGGAUAUGAGGCUAUGCAAGAGAAGAGCAAACCCCAGGCUAAUCCCCUUUUGCGACGAGACUUUGCCCAUCCAAAGUUGUCCGACCCUGUUUCUUCGGGAAGUGUCAGCUCUAUAUCUCACUCCAUGAUGAAUCGAUCGUCAGAACAAAAGGCAGAGGUGAAAAAUUUAUCCCUUUAUGUUUACAUAUACUGA